Molecule: messenger RNA, 783 nt
Organism: Paraglomus brasilianum
Lineage: Eukaryota; Fungi; Glomeromycota; Glomeromycetes; Paraglomerales; Paraglomeraceae
Source: the annotation of a GenBank genome assembly
AUGCCUAUUACUGAAGAAAGCCAAUCCAAGGGAAAGGAACCACAAAGAGGAGUUUUUUCUUCAUUCGUUGAUGACGUGCUCAUCUCAUUGAAUUCCUGCGAUGACAAUUCUACCCAACAUCGAUAUACUUCGCCGCCGCCACCUCCACCGAUUAGAGAUGAAGUGGAUAUACUACUCUGUGAUAUGGACAUUCCAUCAACAUCAACAAAUUCUGUGAAACCUUUUAAUAGGAAAGUCGAAAGAACGGAUACAUGGCGUGCUAAUGAGUAUUCGAACCAUUAUUCAGGCUGGGAUCCUAAAAGACACCAGCCUAAUAUACAAUCCCAGUCACCAGUGUACGACGACUACGCUUAUCGAUAUAGGAACGCCACUUGGUAUAGAACGCCCACUACCAAGAAUUUGCACUCUACGGCUCGUACAAUCGUGAAUGGCUUCUCGCCCGAAGCAUUGAACCUUUUGCAAACGGACAGUUGUAAAAAAUCUGGGACAUUUCCUCCUCAUUUCGAGUGUAAAGCGUAUCCAUUAAAUACCCCGGGAGUGUGUAAUAAGGUGAUUCUGAGUUCUGGGGUUUCUAAAGAUGACCUCUCAAACGGAAUGUACAUUAUCCCACCACACAGAUCAGGCGUCCUUUACAACGCCGAGGAAUUCAUGAAUCUCUUUCUCGACGCUCAGAAUAGGUGGGCUCGAUUAGUUUCAGUAAAGGAAUGGUAUAUUAGGAAGAUUAAGAGGAGGAAUGGAAAAAGGGUAAGAAGGGUAAACCCGAGUAUGGGUGGAUGGUAUUAA